Molecule: messenger RNA, 2500 nt
Organism: Ipomoea nil (Japanese morning glory)
Lineage: Eukaryota; Viridiplantae; Streptophyta; Magnoliopsida; Solanales; Convolvulaceae
Product: long chain acyl-CoA synthetase 1-like
Exons: 20
Coding region: 250-2238 (662 amino acids)
Biological process (GO): cutin biosynthetic process; wax biosynthetic process; fatty acid metabolic process
Cellular component (GO): endoplasmic reticulum; membrane
Molecular function (GO): long-chain fatty acid-CoA ligase activity
Source: RefSeq, a predicted model, not a curated record
UUCUGUGUUGCAAUAAUGUUUAUUGCGUUUCUUCUGCUUCUUGCUUACCUUAUUACCUAGCUACGUACUCUUAAAGAUCAAACCUUUAAUUUGCAUUGCAUCAUUCUCCAUCUUCUCCAUCAGCAGCAGCAGCUAGCUUCUUGCCCUUCUGUCUCUGCUACUGCCCAUUCACCACCAUAUAUAUAUAUAGCAGACAAGACUGGUGGGGAUAGGAAGAACUACUUACCUACAUACGUUACCAUAGACGAUAUGAUGUUUUCGGUAAAGGUGGAGGAGGGAAGGGAAGGCCGAGAUGGGCAGCCAUCUGUUGGUCCCAUAUAUCGGAAUCCGCUGGCUAAGGAUGAAUUUCCACCUAUUAAUCCAAACUUGUCUACAGUUUGGGAACUCUUAAGGGCAUCUGUUGAGAAGCAUCCAAGAAAUAGGAUGUUGGGAUGGAGAGAACUGCUGAAUGGCAAGUGGGGACCUUAUGCUUGGAAAACAUACAGUGAAGUUUUCGAAGAAAUUCUGCAGGCUGGUUCUGCAUUACGAGCGCAUGGUGUUGAGCCUGGAGCUCGUAUUGGAAUUUAUGGAUCCAAUUGCCCUCAGUGGAUUGUAGCAAUGGAGGCCUGCAAUGCCCACAGUUUAAUUUGUGUGCCACUCUAUGACACCCUUGGAUCUGGAGCUGUUAAUUUUAUAAUAGACCAUUCUGAGAUUGAUGUAGUCUUUGUUCAAGAUAAGAAAGUGAAAGAACUUUUUAGUGAUGAAUGUCCUCACGUGAAAAGGCUAAAACUUGUUGUUUGUCUCUCCUCGCUAACAAAUGAAGAGAAGGAUAUGGCAGUCUCCAAGGGUAUCAAGCCAUACUCUUGGAAUGAAUUUCUCCAAAUGGGAAAGGAGAACCCAUUAGAGGUUUCGCCGCCACAACCAUGCAAUAUCUGCACAAUCAUGUACACCAGUGGAACCAGCGGAGAGCCUAAAGGUGUUAUAUUGACACAUGAAAACAUUGCAUAUGCCGCGAGAGGGGUUGAUCUUUUUAUGGAUCAGUUUGAAGACAAGAUGACUGUGGAUGAUGUGUACAUAUCUUUCUUGCCACUUGCUCAUAUCCUUGACCGCUUGAUCGAAGAGUACUUCUUCUUUAAGGGAGCUUCUGUUGGCUACUACCAUGGGAAUAUCAAUGAGAUAAGAGAUGAUCUGGAGGAGUUGAAGCCAACCUUCUUGGCUGGAGUACCUCGAGUUUUUGAAAGAAUCCAUGAAGGUGUCCUAAAAGCACUUGAUGAACUCAAUCCAUUUAGGAGAACAGCUUUCAGCAUUCUCUACAAAUACAAACUGAAAUGGUUGCAGUUAGGAUACAAGCACAGAGAUGCGUCACCACUGGCAGAUCUGCUUGCUUUUAGAAAGGUUAAGGCUAGGCUAGGUGGGCGACUUCGACUGAUAGUUUCUGGUGGUGCAGCGCUGGGGAGUGAGAUUGAAGAAUUCUUGAGGGUCACCUCUUGUGCUUUUGUGGUACAAGGCUAUGGGUUAACUGAGACUUGUGGGUUGAGUGCUAUUGGGUAUCCAGAUGAAAUGUGCAUGAUAGGAGCUGUUGGAUCACCAUUUCUAUAUUCAGAAUUGCGUCUAGUGGAGGUUCCAGAAAUGGGUUACAACCCGCUAGGAGAUGUCCCUCGCGGGGAGAUAUGUGUGAAAGGAAAGACUAAUUUUGCAGGGUAUUACAAGAACCCAGAGUUGACAAAACAAGUGUAUAAAGAUGGGUGGUUUCAUACAGGUGACAUAGGAGAAAUGUUGCCUAAUGGAGUCAUAAAAAUCAUUGAUAGAAAGAAGAACCUUGUUAAGCUGUCUCAAGGAGAGUAUGUUGCAGUUGAAUAUCUGGAAAAGGUUUAUGGUAUAGCACCCAUUGUUGAAGAUAUAUGGGUGUAUGGAGACAGCUUCAAGUCUACACUGAUUGCUGUGGUGGUUCCCAAUGAAGAAAACAGCCGAAAAUGGGCACAUCAAAAUGGGUAUUUGGGUUCUCUUCAAGAACUUUGUUCCCUCAACAAACUAAAAACCUAUGUCCUCCUGGAGUUGAAGGCUACUGCAGAGAGAAACAAGCUAAGGGGAUUUGAGUACAUAAAAGGAGUGAUUCUUGAGCCUCAACUCUUGGAGCUCGACACCAACUUGGUCACUGCAACCUUGAAGAAAAGAAGAGACAAAUUGUUCAAGCAUUACAAGGCAGAAAUUGAGAGCCUUUAUGAACAGCUGAAUGGAGAAGCAGCAGCAAAGCAUUAGAAGAUAUCUUUGUGGAGCUAGCAGGCGUUCAUUAUGAAUCAAGAAUGUGUGUUGCCUCAUCACUCAUCACUCAUCAGUGUGUGGUGCUUGUAUAUUACAUAGGUAGGGGAGUGAGGGAAUGAUAAUUUGACAGGCAUAUCUAUUAUCUAUAGGUGUUGCCACUAUAUCUCCCCCUUUGUGUGUUCCAAGUUUGAACUUUUAAUUUUCAAUAAGAGGCUAUCAUGUUGUUUAAAGUUUUUAAAGUUUAUCUCAUUUUAUAUAA